Messenger RNA from Salvia hispanica, 2175 nucleotides. The record is from RefSeq and is a predicted model, not a curated record. Lineage: Eukaryota; Viridiplantae; Streptophyta; Magnoliopsida; Lamiales; Lamiaceae.
GGAAAAUAGUUGAGAAUUAUUUUGCAAUUUUUUUUAGUUUUGUAGAAAGAUCAUCAAAUGGUGAAAAAAAAUCAUAGUUGCUGUUUGGCUGAAACAGUUUAAUCAUGCUCUUAUCAGAGAAGAGAAGCCUUAUGGAAGUGCUUCCAUUAAGUUUGAUGAGAUUCUUAGACGAAUGGGAAGUCAGGUUGUUGAUCAUACUCAGCCUCAUCUUGCAAAUUUUGCUGAUCACUCUGGGUACUCGAAGGAAGUAUAUAUGCAAACUCUGGAUCCGAAUUAUUCUCUGGUCUGCUUACUUAUUAGCAGAUUGGGUGGCCGUUGUUUUACUUGGUACUAUCUCGAACAACACCCUUGAUGCAUGCCAAAACAAGAUCAAUGAGGAACCCGGGGUUGAACUGAGGUGGUUCUGGGCUCAGUUCCUUCUGCUGCAUUUAGGCGGCCCCGACACCAUCACAGCAUAUUCUCUUGAAGAUAAUGAGCUAUGGCUUAGGCAUUUGGUGGGAAUGGGGAUUCAGACUGGCCUUGCUUCCUAUAUACUACUUGUUGCUUUCCACAGCUCGGAUUGGCUUCCCUAUAUGAGUGUCCUCAUCUUCAUUGCAGGUGGAAUUAAGUAUGGAGAACGCUUGUCCACGCUCUAUGCAGCCAGCAGUAAGAAUUUUAGCAACUCUAUGCUUCCAAAGCCUGAUCCGGGGGGCAACUACGUGAGACUCAUGGAGGAAUACACGUUGAAGAUGGAUGAAGGGUUCAUUGUUAGUGUGGAUGAGGUUAUAGAAUCCCAUUUUCGUCGUAGGCCUAAAUUCCACCAUGAGCCAGAUAUACAAGAAGCUUAUGUCCUAUUCUUGAAGUUUAGGCACCUCUUUUCUGACACGGUUUUGAGCAUUCAAAAUUGUGACAAAACCAAAUGCUACUUCCUGGAGCUGUCUGGGAAGCAAGCUUUCAAGGUUAUUGAGAUUGAGUUUGGAUUCUUGUUUGACGAGCUCUACACGAAAGCAUCUGUUGUCUAUAAUCUGAGGGGGUGUAUCCUUCGGCUGAUCACCUUCUCGUUCACUCUCAUCGUAUGGAUGAUGUUCUUCUUCAAGUGCGAGAAAGGGAAGUACAAGAGGUUGGACUUGGUGAUCACUCACUUGUUGCUUGGGGUGGCUGUCUUCUUGGAGAUAUAUGCUGUGAGGGCUCUCGUGAACUCAGACUGGACGCAUAGGCUGAAAGGACAUAACAGAAAUCGCGUAAUUCAAUGGCUUCAUCAGCCAAUCAAGAAGAGAUGGUCUAAGAAAGCUGCUCAACACAAUCUACUUGAUCUUUGUGUUGGAAUAAAAUCUGCAGUGUUGCCAAAAGGCAUCAGAAAUGUCACUGGAAUCUGUCACUACCUUGAAAAGCAGUGGCUCAAGUCGUUUGUCGAAGUCUCGCUAGGUCUGAAGGAUCUAAUAUUCAAUGAGUUGAAGAACUACACGAUUAAUUUUGAUCAUUCUCAUAUGUGGAACAGAGGGUUCCUCUCUUCCUCUCUUGAAGAGAUCAAUAAGAGAGAAUUCGACGAGAGGAUCCUUCUCUUGCACAUUGCCACCGACCUUUGCUAUUCGCAGAAACCACCCGACGACGAAAGCAAGGAGACUACUGCACUUGCAGGCCACAGCAAGAACAUAUCUGAAUACAUGUUGUAUCUCCUCAUUGACUGCCCUUUCAUGCUGCCAAUGGGGAUCGGGGUGAUAAGGUUCCAGGACACCUGUGCUGAGGCACGAGUGUUUUUUGGAGAGAAGAAGAUAUUCACAAAACAAGAGGCGUGCAAGAAGCUGCGGAAGGUGGACGCCCAUGUGCCACCGGCUAAAGUGAGGGACGACCGGAGCAAAACCGUGCUGUUUGAUGCUUGUAGACUGGCCAAGAAACUCUUACAAGAGGAGCGGAGGUGGGAGGUUAUAAGCAAAGAAUGGGUGGGGAUGCUGGCUCACGCCGCCACAAAUUGUAGCGGCAACCACCACGCCCACCAGCUGCGGAAGGGCGGAGAGCUGCUCAGCCAUGUCUGGCUUCUCAUGGCACAUUUGGGCAUCUUAGAGCACUUCAAGAUAUCUCAAGGUCAUGCUAGAGAUGCUAAAAUGAUGUCGCGCUAGACCUAAAUCACACUCCUCCUGUUCCGUUUGACUUGGCUCACACGCUUAUAAAAUUUAUCAAUUAUUUUCAUUUUCGUCA